AUGACCGGACAUUGGGGUACACGCUUGAGCCUCUUUCGGGAGAGGAGACGCAGCCAGGCCCUGGUGUCGGGCAGUCUUUCCCCAACCCGACGCCCUCCAGAAAUGGAUGGCGGCGGCCUGCUGCCCCCGCCUGCCCGCGUCCUGAUUGUGCUCUGUGCCGUGCCGUGCUGUGCCGUGGGCGGCGGCCCUUUUACGCCCUGGAUGAUGGCAGCCAAUGGCAGCCAGCCGUGGAACUGGACCCUCCCGGAAGACCCCUUUGUGGGCCUGCAGCUCCUGCUGCGGUUCCAGCCGCUCUUUGUGCCUCUCUACUGCCUCCUGGUGGUGGUGGCGUGCCUGGGCAACUCCUUCUUGGUGUUGUGCAUCGUGGCCAACCCGAAGCUGCACACCGCCACCAACGUCUUCCUGGGCAACCUCUCGGCGGGCGACCUGCUGAUGUGCCUGGCCUGCGUGCCCCUGACCGUCUCCUAUGCCUUCGAGCGGCGGGGCUGGCUCUUCGGGCAGGCCAUGUGCCACGGCGUCAUCCUCCUGCAGGCGGCCACCGUCUACGUGUCCGUCUUCUCCCUGGCGGCCAUCGCCCUGGACCGCUACGUGGUGGUGGUCUACCCCGUGCGCAGGCGCAUCCCCAUGCGCUCCUGCGGGCUGGUGGUGGCUGGCAUUUGGCUGGCCUCCCUGGUGCUGGCAGCACCGCCUUCCGUCCAUUCCGCCUACCUGGACCUCAGCAGCACCGGCCACGACCUGUUCAUCUGCGAGGAGUUCUGGAGCCACCGGGAGGCCCAGCGCUUGGCCUACUCAUGCGCCAUGCUCCUGGUGAGCUACCUGGUGCCCCUCUCGGCCGUCACCAUCUCCUACUGCUCCAUCCUGGCCCAUCUCCGCCGGAGGAGCAUCUCGGGCCUGGCCAACCCCAGCCGGGUCCAGUGGAACAAGCAGAAACGCAAGACGUUCGUCCUCUUGCUGGUCUCCAUCUUGGCCUUCUGCCUGUGCUGGCUGCCCCUCCAGGUCCUCAACCUCCUGAGAGACCUGGACCCCGACUUCUCCAUCCUGAGCAAGAGGUACAUCAACGUGGCCCAGCUCACCUGCCACUUCACCGCCAUGACCUCCGCCUGCUACAACCCGUUCAUCUACGCCUCACUCCACCGCAAGUUCAGGGCUCACCUGCGGCAUCUCUUUUGCCCCAGGAAGAGCGGCCAGGAACGGCCCGUGCGCCCUUCCGAGUCGACACGAGGCAAUGCCUGCCUUGGCCACAUCCUGGACACCACCAGAGUGUGA
Messenger RNA from Elgaria multicarinata webbii, 1266 nucleotides. Its product is annotated as prolactin-releasing peptide receptor-like. Gene Ontology annotation, molecular function: neuropeptide binding; neuropeptide Y receptor activity. Lineage: Eukaryota; Metazoa; Chordata; Lepidosauria; Squamata; Anguidae. The coding region runs from base 1 to 1266 and encodes 421 amino acids. Gene Ontology annotation, cellular component: neuron projection; plasma membrane. The transcript has 3 exons. Gene Ontology annotation, biological process: G protein-coupled receptor signaling pathway. The record is from RefSeq and is a predicted model, not a curated record.